Entrophospora candida is the source of this 2382-nucleotide messenger RNA. NCBI's taxonomy places the organism in Eukaryota, Fungi, Glomeromycota, Glomeromycetes, Entrophosporales, Entrophosporaceae. The record is from the annotation of a GenBank genome assembly.
AUGCUUGGAAUUUCUAAAGAAGUUAUAGUUGUAUUUGGUAUGAGAACUGUAUUUAACAGAGAAAAGGAAGAUGCAGGCAGUAAUGAAGAUAGUGGUAAUAAACUAUUUUAUAGGAAACCAAAUGUUUCACCUUAUCUAUUUGAAAUGAUAUUAGAAUAUAUUUACACAGGUGUAAUUGAUUUAACAUUUUUACAAUUAUCAAAUAUUUUGGAUCUUUUAUUAAUAGCUGAUGAAUUAUUGCUUGACGAAUUGAUUGAUGUGAUCGAGCAUUAUCUUCUUAAAUAUAAGUCUACCGAUCUUGAGGAUAAAAUGGCAAUUGUUUUUCAACUAGCUGUAAAACUUAAAUCAUGUAACAAGUUACAAGACCAUUUAUUAGAAAUAGUUAGCCAUAAUCUGUCUCAGUACAUCGAAUCAGAUGAUUUUUUGACAUUGGAGCAUUCGACUGUUGAGUUUAUCUUGAAAUGUGAUGGUUUGAAUGUUCAAGAAGUUGAGUUAUGGGAUUUUUUGAUAAAUUGGGGAAUGGCUAAUUCUAGUAGAUUGUAUGAUGACGAUCUUGAUAAAUGGACAAUUGACGAUUUUGAGGAGUUGCACUUGCAAAUUAAAAAUUUGGUUUGUCUCAUCCGUUUUACCGCAAUGGAAAGGCAUGAAUACUCUCAAAAUGUCUUUCCUUAUAAAAAAUUGUUGCCUAAACAAUUGAGAAAACAGUUGACUUUGCAUUUUUUGGGUAGUGGUCACCAGAAAACCAAGGAAGGAUCAUUGACACCAUUAUCACCUCGUGCCUUACCACCUCAACCACAAAUCGACUCAUUAUACAUUAACAAUUAUGCUGCGUCGUUGAUUGAAAGUUAUAUUAAAUAUAAAGAAAAUCAUAAUACAAAGUCUUGUUAUAUGGAAUAUGAAUGGAAAUUGAUUUAUAGAGCAAGUCGAGAUGGUUAUAGUGCUUAUAAUUUUCAUAAAUGGUGUGAUAGUAAAGGUAGAUGUGUUAUUGUGUCUAAAAUAUUGGAUCAGGAAGCUGAUAUUAUUGGUGGCUACAAUCCUGUUGGAUGGGUUGAAUCCAAUGGAACAUAUUCAAGUUGUGAUAACAGCUUUAUCUUUAAUUUCAAUGAAGAUUUAUCAAUAAAAAAUUUAAGUAGGGUGUUACCUUAUUGUAGCUCAAAAGCAAUAUAUCAGUAUUCAGGAACAGGCCCAAGUUUUGGAGCUGACGAUUUCACAAUAGGUGACGGUUUAAAAGAUUCAAAGUGCAAUACGGAUUUCUAUUAUGAAGAUAAUAUAUGCCUAGAUUUUAUUGAUGUUCAUGAUUAUGAAAUAUGUUUGGCGCAAGAUAAUAACAGUGAUCAUAACAAUAGUGAAAAUGAUAGUAAUAAAGAAAAUUUAGUUGAUGGUUUUUUCAGUCGUGGAGGUCAUACAAACAACUGGGCGGUUUUGGUAGAGUAUCAAACCAAUACUUUAUCGAUGUAUAGAACAGUGAAACGUCUCGGAAUUCCAGAUUCCAAUAUAAUAUUGAUGCUUGCAGACGAUGUAGCAUGUAAUCCUAGAAAUGUUUUCCCGGCAACUGUCUUCAAUAAUGCUGCAAGAUAUCUUGAUUUGUAUGGUGAUAAUGUAGAAGUGGAUUAUAGAGGUUAUGAGGUGACAGUGGAGAAUUUUAUUAGAGUUUUGACUGGUCGUGUUGAACCUGAUACACCCAGAUCAAAACGGUUACUUUCCGAUGAUCGAUCAAACGUAUUAGUUUAUAUGACUGGACAUGGAGGUAACGAGUUUCUAAAAUUUCAAGAUGCUGAAGAAAUUAGUAGUUUUGAUUUAGCAGUUGCUUUUGAACAAAUGUGGGAAAAAAGAAGGUAUCAUGAAAUAUUAUUCAUGGUUGAUACAUGUCAAGCAAAUACAAUGUAUAGCCAAAUAUAUUCAUCAAAUAUUUUGGCAACAGGAAGUAGUGAAUUAGGAGAAAACUCUUAUUCUCAUCAUAUGGAUAUAGAUAUUGGUGUGGCAGUUAUUGAUAGAUUUACAUAUUAUAAUUUGGAAUUUUUAGAAAAAAUUGAUAUGCAAAGUAAAGCAACGUUGAAGGAUUUGUUUGACUCUUAUAAUCCACAAUUGAUACAUUCGACUCCUGGUUUUAGAAGUGACUUGUUUCGUAGGCCAUUGGAUAAGGUUCUUGUCACUGAUUUUUUUGGAAGUGUACAAAAUGUGGAAUUGACAGGACAAAAAUAUAAUUUAUCAAAUACUGAUGAUAUGAUAGUCGCCAAUAAUAAUAUUGAUUCUUCUUCAUCAAUAAUGAAUAAUACUUCUUCAACUGCAUCAUCGACAUCAUAUAAAUUAAAGGAUUCAAAUAAUUUUCAUCUUUUCAAUCAAGUUUUUUGUUUUGGAUAUUGGUUAAAUGGACUUCUAUGA